Molecule: messenger RNA, 2517 nt
Organism: Prunus armeniaca (apricot)
Lineage: Eukaryota; Viridiplantae; Streptophyta; Magnoliopsida; Rosales; Rosaceae
Source: the annotation of a GenBank genome assembly
AUGAAGAACGUCACAAGAAGCAAACACCUUUGUGCAACCUUAAAACCUCUUUACCUAUUAUCCCUGUUUCUACACAUGAUCGUCACCCUAGUGGUAGCCCAAAAUGACGACGGGUCAUCGGUCAACGUUCCGACCGAUUUGAUCACCGUUGCAUGCGGCUAUUCCGGCCCCCAAUUCAAUUCGCUUGAGCAGCGAUAUUGGAUUGGAGAUGUGUAUACAGAAUAUUCCCCGUUAGAAGAACACCAGUCUGGUCAAGCAUCCGUCGUCAGAAAAGCUCCACCGUCCUCCUCCGUCACUAAAAUGCCUUACACCUGGGCGCGGCUUUCUCGCUCUGCAUUUACUUACAGGUUUUCCUUUGCUACCGCCGGCCCAAAGUUCAUCCGCUUCUACUUCAACCCAGUUUCAUAUGCCCCUGACCUGGACCGCUCUAAAGCACUUUUCUCUGUCGCAGCCGGUGGCUAUACCUUUCUCCACGACUUCAAUGCUUCAGUCACCGCAGAUGCUUAUGGCGAGGAGACUCUGCGCAGAGAGUUCUGUUUGAACGUUGAUGGAAAAAAGCUCCUCAACAUCACAUUUACUCCAAGCCAAUCAAGCCUAGAUGCGUACGCUUUUGUCAACGGAAUUGAGAUCGUAUCCAUGCCUACCAAUCUCUACUACAAUGCAACCAAUGGGAGAAUUAGAUAUGUAAGCAACGGCGGGGGAAAGGAGUUUCGCCUCAGAAACAGCACUGCUCUGGAGACGGCCUAUCGAAUGAACGUGGGUGGAAUCCCACUCUCCUCCACGCAAAACGACAGUUUCAUGUACCGCAAUUGGGAUGGCUUGGAAAAGGAGCAAAAUUAUUUGGAAGCUUCAAGUUUACCUUUCAGCAGGAUAGAACAUGCCGAUAUUACAGUCCACUCAAGCUACGUAGCGCCAACACAAGUUUACCAAACUGGCCGGUCAAUAAUGAGCGCGGACUCAACCUUGAACUACAAUCUCAGCUGGGAAUUCCCUGUAGACUCCGAGUUUGCUUACCUAGUUAGGAUGCAUUUUUGUGAGAUCCCACCUGUCGAACAUUUUAGAUCGUUUGAAAUUUACAUAGCCGAUCACAGAGCUGAAGAACAUGCCAACAUAUCGGAAUGGGGUGGUGGAGUUGGAAUUCCAUUGUACAGAGACUACGUUGUGUCCAUGGAUAGCUCUGUAAGCAGCCAGAAGAAGACAAAUCUUUCUAUCGCUAUGUAUGGCCCAUCCAACAGCGCAAUAUUGAAUGGGCUUGAAAUCUUCAAACUGAAUAACUCAAGAGGAAAUCUCGCCGGACCCGGACCCAACCCAGACCCACGUCACCACGUACCUCGACCAAAGAUGACGCAUAUGCAUGUCAUUGUUGCUGGUGCAGUUUCGAGCGUAGUUGUCCUGAUUUCUGCCCUCGUAGGAGCAUUCUUGAUUUUCAGGAGAAAUUGGAGGAAAGCCAAGUCCCCGAGUGCCAAUUCUUUACCGCCUUAUUCGUGUCGUUACUUUUCACUGGCAGAGAUCAAAGCCGCCACCCAAAACUUUAACAGUUGUUUCAUUAUUGGAGUUGGAGGGUUUGGAAACGUGUACAAAGGAUAUAUUGAUGGUGGGGCCACCCAAGUUGCAAUCAAACGGCUGAAACCCGGGUCAUCACAGGGGGCACACGAGUUCAAGACGGAGAUCGAGAUGCUCUCGCAGCUUCGCCAUCGCCAUUUGGUUUCUCUCAUCGGAUAUUCAAGUGAUAAAGGUGAAAUGAUUUUGGUGUAUGAUUACAUGGCACGGGGGACUCUAGCUGACCAUCUCUACCACCACAAAGAUAACCUACCACCUCCUCUUCUUUCUUGGGAACAACGGCUUCAUAUUUGUAUAGGUGCGGCGCGAGGGCUGCAGUACCUCCACAGUGGGGCCAAGGGCACCAUCAUCCACCGUGACGUGAAAAGCACCAACAUCUUGUUGGACGAGAAAUGGGUGGCCAAGGUUUCGGAUUUUGGGUUGUCAAAAAUGGGCACCGCUGACACGUCCAAGACGCACAUCAGCACGGUGGUAAAAGGAAGUUUCGGGUAUCUGGACCCGGAAUAUUACCGACUACAACGGCUGACUGAGAAAUCAGAUGUAUAUUCAUUUGGGGUAGUGUUGUGUGAGGUGUUGUGUGGUAGGCCAGCCGUGAUGCAUACAGAAGAUACAGUGGAGCUGGGGCAGAUCAACUUGGCUCAGUGGGCUAAGAGGUGUUACCAUGAUGGGAAACUGGAUCAAAUUAUUGACCCAAUCAUUAAUAGGAGUGGUAAGAUGAUUGAAACUGAGGGCUUGAAUAAGUUUGUUGAGAUUUCAAUGAGUUGCAUGUAUGAUAAUGGCAUCGAACGACCAUCGAUGAAUGAUGUUGUGAGGGGGCUUGAGUUUGCAUUGCAGCUUCAUCACAACUGCGUUGAAAGCAACGCUAGUAGUAGUGAGCAAAGUUGUGUGACCGAUGAAUCCAUUAAAUGCAUAUCCGCCACCAUCUUCUCUGAGAUAAGGGAUCCCAGUGGGAGAUGA